AUGAUCUCCCUCGUCGCCUUCGACCUCGACGGAACCCUCGCCGAGAGCAAGCAGCCGCUGAAAGACUCAAUGGGCGAGGCUCUGGCCGAUCUGCUGACCGUGGCCAAUGUUGCCGUCAUCUCUGGCGGUGACUGGCCACAAUUCCAGAAGCAAGUCGCCAGUCGCCUACCCGCCCGCGCAGACUUGUCAAAGCUAUGGCUCAUGCCGACUACAGGCACAAAGCUUUACACGCACAUGGGUGGUGAGGGUUGGCAGAGGGUCUAUGCUGAGCUCUUUAGCGAGGACUCGAGGAGGAAGAUCCUCGAAGCAUUCGACAGCUCCCUUGAGGCGACUGGCUUUAAGCCGGAGAAGACGUGGGGCAAGCGCAUUGAGGAUCGAGGGUCCCAGAUCACAUUUUCUGCCCUCGGCCAGGAGGCGCCCAUCGCCGAGAAGGAGCACUGGGAUCCCGACUUCGAGAAGCGCAAAAUCAUACAGGCCGACCUACGAAAGCGACUGCCCGACCUAUCAAUCAAUAUGGGAGGGGCGACCUCGAUUGACAUUACACAAAAGGGCGUUGAUAAAGGCUACGGACUCAAGAAGUUGCGCGAUGCAAGUGGCAUACCCCUCGGACAGAUGAUGUUUAUUGGUGAUGCCAUCUUCCCCGGUGGCAAUGACUAUCCUGCCAAAGAACUCGGCCUUGAAACCGUGCGCGUCAAGGACCCAGACGGCACACUCGCUGCCAUUGCCGCCAUCGUCGCCUGCCUUCGAUAG
This is a messenger RNA of Phaeoacremonium minimum UCRPA7, 750 nucleotides long. Its product is annotated as putative had-superfamily hydrolase subfamily iib protein. The transcript has a single exon. Bases 1 to 750 code for a protein of 249 amino acids. The record is from RefSeq and is a predicted model, not a curated record. NCBI's taxonomy places the organism in Eukaryota, Fungi, Ascomycota, Sordariomycetes, Togniniales, Togniniaceae. Gene Ontology annotation, molecular function: phosphomannomutase activity. Gene Ontology annotation, biological process: mannose metabolic process; protein N-linked glycosylation; GDP-mannose biosynthetic process. Gene Ontology annotation, cellular component: cytosol.